AUGGAAAUAAUUUUAUUCGUUUAUCUCUUCGUUUGUAUUAUUCAUUUUUCUCGUUCCGUAUCACAUUCAGAGGUAUGUCAGUGGGAAUCAUUCAGACCGCAGUGUCCAAAGAAUGACCACGUCAUACAGAUCACAAAAGCCUACUUCGGCCGCAUGAGAUCCGGAAGAUGUUUGCAGCCGUCGGUCAACUACGUCAACGACAUGAUCGGCUGCAACAGUGACGUCACACGGAUCGCGGACGCCAGGUGUUCCGGUAGGACUUCUUGCGUCAUCGCCAUUCCGGAUAAGGAACUGGACAACCUGACGUCGUGUAGGGCUGACCUCAAGUCAUAUCUCAUGAUCAGCUACAAGUGCAUUCAAGGUUGGUUGGGUUGGGUUGGGUUAGGGAGGGGUCAUGCCAGGAUCCAGGGUCGAGUUAAGGUAGAGAAAGGUCAAAUGAUUGUUAGACUUAGAGUUGAAAAUUUUACUUGUUGA
Molecule: messenger RNA, 474 nt
Organism: Helobdella robusta
Lineage: Eukaryota; Metazoa; Annelida; Clitellata; Rhynchobdellida; Glossiphoniidae
Exons: 3
Coding region: 1-474 (157 amino acids)
Molecular function (GO): carbohydrate binding
Source: RefSeq, a predicted model, not a curated record